UUAAGAAACACAGUGUAAGAUAUUUCAAAGCACAAGAGUGACGUUCUUCGGGUGUUUAAGACAGCAUGAUGACUACUUUCUUCGUCUGGCAAACUCUGUUUGUCUCGGUGACCUUGAUCACAACAACGCUUGGUGCGGAUGUGUGCUAUGGUGACCUGGGUUGUUUCACCACUGACUACCCCUGGUCUGGAACCCUGGAGAGACCGAUAGCCUCGCUCCCACGGGCACCGGAGGAGCUACAGAUCAAGUUUAUCUUGCGGACCCGAGGCGGCCCUGCUGACGGACAGAUCGUGCGGCCCGGAGACUCGGUGGGGGUACAAGCUUCAACCUUCGACGGGCGCAAACCCACCAAGUUCAUCAGCCAUGGCUUCAUCGAGAACGGCUUCGUCAGCUGGAUCACGGAUAUGUCGCAGGCGUUCCUGAGGGUUGAAGACUGUAACGUGUUUGCUGUAGACUGGGGCAGUGGAGGUGGGUCUAUGCUGCCUUACACACAGGCUACCGCCAACACACAACUGGUCGGGGCGACUAUCGCACAGUUCAUCAACCUACUCAUGCAAGAGACUGGGGCCUCUUUGAACUCCUUCCAUCUGAUUGGUCACAGCCUGGGAGCGCAUAUUAUGGGAUAUGCUGGGGAAAGACUUCCCGGUGUCGGCAGAAUCACAGGGUUGGACCCAGCAGAUCCGUACUUCCAGGGCACCGAUCCCAUCGUCCGUCUGGACCCGACCGACGCUCAGUUUGUUGACGUCAUCCACAGUGACGCAGGGUUCUUCUUCACACAAUUGGGUCUUGGAAUGUGGGACCCCGUCGGCCAUCUUGAUUUCUACCCCAACGGUGGAAUCGAAAUGCCCGGAUGUGACCAGGGACUCUUUGAUUACAUCGGCCUCAACGGUGGGAUUUAUGAAGGAGGCCGAGAGUUCGUCGCCUGUAACCACUUGAAAGCGAUCGAGUACUUCGACGAUUCCAUCGAUAGCACAUGUCCUAUGAUGGGGUACCCCUGUCGCGAACACGAAAGGUUCGCAGAUGGCCACUGCAUGGACUGUGGAAGCCAGGGGUGUGCCCAGAUGGGUUACCAUGCCGACCGGUACGCACCACCUGCAGGGGUCACUAACCUCAAGUACUACCUCACCACUGCUGAACGGUCCCCACAUUGUGUGUACCACUACCUGAUCAAGUUGACUCUGGGAACGAGCUCCUCCGCAGACGACAUGGACGGCACCCCGGAAAUCUCGAUCAUCACGCAGAGCGGCUCGAACACAGGGUACUACAGCAUGACUAGUGGCUCAAUCAAACUGCAGGCCGGCAACACCUAUCAGUACCUGCUGACUAGCCCCAGCGAAUUCGGGACCAUCCGUGAGGUUCGGUUCCGGUGGGACUACGACUGGUCCAUUCUGAACCCCGGGUCGUGGCCCAUAUGGUUCACCCCCAAGAUCUGGGUGGACAGGGUGCAGGUCAUGGCGGGAGAAUCUCAGCAGAGAAUGACCUUCUGCGGGUUCAACUCUGAACUGACUGAAAACGUUGUGAUGGGACUGCCAUCCUGCUAGAGAGGCAGACUCAACACCAGUGCUCCCAUCACCGUUAAAAUGCUUACGCUUACGGUCAAAAUAAAAGUACUCGGUAAAACAAAGAGCACUGCAUCUUCUACAGACCAAAAAAACACUUCUCCUUGAGUUGAUUGCUCGUCGGUUAUUACACAUAUCGCUGUUACCAAAUUAAACUUUAAAAAGUACUCCCUAGCGGGGUAGCAUACAGAAACA
Messenger RNA from Branchiostoma floridae (Florida lancelet), 1754 nucleotides. Its product is annotated as pancreatic triacylglycerol lipase-like. The coding region runs from base 66 to 1541 and encodes 491 amino acids. Gene Ontology annotation, molecular function: triacylglycerol lipase activity; protein binding. The record is from RefSeq and is a predicted model, not a curated record. Gene Ontology annotation, biological process: lipid metabolic process. The transcript has 12 exons. Lineage: Eukaryota; Metazoa; Chordata; Leptocardii; Amphioxiformes; Branchiostomatidae.